Messenger RNA from Pangasianodon hypophthalmus (striped catfish), 1206 nucleotides. RefSeq names its product cilia and flagella associated protein 276 (gene cfap276). Lineage: Eukaryota; Metazoa; Chordata; Actinopteri; Siluriformes; Pangasiidae. Bases 64 to 567 code for a protein of 167 amino acids. The transcript is spliced from 5 exons. The record is from RefSeq and is a predicted model, not a curated record.
UGGCAAGGCAACGACGCACACCUAAUCAAGUUGGAUGUUAACCAUUUCAGGAGAAGUGUAGCAAUGUCGCGAGAUCGAGACCCCUUUCCUUUUCCCAAAUACGAGAAUGAUCAGACUUUUACCGGAAGUAAACCAUGCCAGCGUGUUUGUGAUCAUGUACAGAAACUGCCCUUUAAAAAGCCCACACACAUCGCACAGAAUGAGGAGCCGUGGAGCCGCUUAAACGACAGCCAGACUUUCUCCAGCAUGAAGAGAAGUGUUCUGUACCAUAAAGAGGCCCCAAAAGACAGCCUGGACUUCCAUCUCAGCGCUGUCUAUGAUAACCACCUGGACUUCCUCCUAAAUAAGAAUGAAACUCUGGUCCAGAGAGAGUCUCUGAUGAGAGAUCAUGGGGGUAACAAUGACGAUGCUCCAAAACAGGAGGAUUAUAAUAUGAAAAUAAGAGUGUGGGUAAACCCCCAGAAAGCGUCCAUUUACAGCACUGAGGGAGCGAUUGAGUCUCCCCAUAACGCUUCUACAAACCGAGGCUACUCCAGGAAGCACGAUGGCGGCUUUUAUUCAACUUAAUAAAAGCCGAAGCUACACCCUUUUCCAUUCAGACUUGUUUGCAGCACCUAACAGCUUCUCAGAAAUGAGAAAAAAACAUCCACUGCCGUAAUACAAAGAAAUAAAGGACAGAACUACUUUUCGCUAGUCUUUGUUUAUUAGUUCGAACUGAAAGUAAUACACACGUACAACACAUGCUAGCUAGCUAAUGCAAAAACCGAGUUUAGCUAAAGCUAGCUCCGGACACACACACACACAGAGGUGCUGCUAGGAGUUAUGGUGAAGAUCAGAAUCGCCUCUAUACUCAUAGACCAGACAGGAAAGCCUGAAGGAAAACCUCCAAAAUCCCACUGGCACUAGUAUAUCUGAUCGAUUCAUCAUUUCUAACCACAAUCUCCAUUGCGGUGCCCUGAAGCUGCUAUCCGGCUAUAAAAAGCCCAAACGCUCAUCGCCACAGCGGGCUAACGAGUCUCUUCUUAUCACUUCUGAAUCCGAGCAGGGCAACAACACGGAUCAGAUCAAAUAAGAUCAUGGUGUAGAUUUUUAAAGACUCCUAUUUAAGCACACACACAUACACACAAAAAUGCAUUCAUCCAUACAUUCAAACAACACAAACACUCAGAUCACUCACGCGCCACACACUCACCCAGCAACACUCAC